Messenger RNA from Fundulus heteroclitus (mummichog), 1780 nucleotides. RefSeq names its product angio-associated, migratory cell protein (gene aamp). Gene Ontology annotation, cellular component: cytosol. The coding region runs from base 173 to 1429 and encodes 418 amino acids. The transcript has 11 exons. Lineage: Eukaryota; Metazoa; Chordata; Actinopteri; Cyprinodontiformes; Fundulidae. Gene Ontology annotation, molecular function: protein binding. The record is from RefSeq and is a predicted model, not a curated record.
UUCGGCAACAUGUGAACAAAUCAUGGCCAGACAGAUUUAGUGACCGCUUACAGUUGCUUGUUUAUGAGGAAAAGCGCGGCUUGCGGGUUUGUUUGGACUCGGUCAGCAGUUAAACGUUAGCUAACAAGCUAGCUUUUGGUAUUUUGCUCCCGGCUUUUAGCCAGCUAGCAACAUGGAUACCGGGGAGGAGAAUUCCGUGGAGCUUCACGGAGACGAGGAAAUAAUUGAAGUGAUCGACCUCGGCGACGGAGAGCCCGGGCCAGAUGAUUUGGCCGACGACCUGGGAGGCGUUGACUUUGAGGACCCCGGGCAGCCGGAGGAUGACGACGAAGGCUGGGAGACGGAGGACGAGAUGGAAGCCGAGGCAGAGCAGGACGACAGCGAGCUCACCUUCUCCAGGCACACAGGCUCGGUGUUCUGCGUGAGCUUGGAUCCGGCCACGAACAGCCUGGCGGUGACGGGCGGAGAGGACGACAAGGCCUACGUCUGGAGGGUGAGCGAUGGAGAGGUGCUGCUGGAGUGCACAGGCCACAAAGACUCGGUGACGUGUGCCACCUUCAGCCAUGACUCGUCUCUGGUGGCUUCGGGGGACAUGAGCGGUCUGAUCAAAGUCUGGAAGGUGGAAACGAGGGAGGAGAUCUGGUCGUUCGAAGUGGGAGAUCUGGAGUGGUUGGAGUGGCAUCCCUGCGCACCGGUGCUGCUGGCGGGGACCAAUGACGGGAACGUGUGGAUGUGGAAGGUUCCUGGGGGAGACUGCAAAACCUUCGAGAGUCCUGCGUGUCAGGCCACCUGUGGCAAGGUCCUCCCUGAUGGUAAGCGAGCCGCCGUGGGCUAUGAGGACGGAACCGUGAGAGUGUGGGACCUCAAGCAGGGACACGCCAUUCACGUCAUUAAAGGCCAAGAUGGACACCAGGGGGCGCUGACCUGCCUCUCGUGCAACAAGGACGGCUCUCUGAUGCUGACAGGUUCGGUGGACGGCCGUGCCAAGCUCAUCAACACCAACACAGGCAAGGUGGUGGGAGUGUUUUCCGCAGAGGGAGGUAAGGCCAAAGGAUCCAAAGACCCGGAAGAAUCCAACUCUGUUGAGUCUGUGGGAUUCUGCAACAUCCUACCUCUCAUAGCUGUGGCUUACCUGGAUGGGACUCUGGCCAUAUACGAGCUUUCUACCCAGGCGCUGAGACACAGAUGCCAGCAUGAAGCCGGGAUCGUUCACCUGCAGUGGGAGGAGUCUUCUUCUGUGGUGUCCACCUGCAGCCUGGACGGAGCGCUGCGCCUGUGGGACGCCCGUUCUGGCAACCUGUUGUCCGAGUACCGCGGCCACGCCGCAGAGAUCCUCGACUUCGCCGUCAACCGGGAAGCGUCUGUCGCUGUGACCGCCUCGGGGGACAACCGGGCCAAAGUCUUCUGUCUCCAGAGACCCGACCGAUAAAACAGCGGCCGGAGAAAAGAGGAAACGAGUCGCAGCGAACGGACGAUUUACCCAUCCAGAGGACAGAUUUUCUCCUCCCCCUGGGAUUUUAAACAAAUGUUCCCCCCUCUUAUUUUUUUUUUUUUUUUCAGUCUGAGUACGUCCCCGAAAGACUAAACAGAUUGAAACUCAGAGUGAUUCAUUUCUGUGUCCACUUGUGUUUAAUGGAUUUUAGAAGGUUUUCCUGUAAUUAUCCUGCAUCGUUUCCCAAACGUAAAGACGUGGCCUUCCGACUCUCAGACACCAACUUCUUCAUGUAAAUACAGAUGAAAUAAAGCAAUACGCUCUCCUCUGGGCAACUCUAGACAUCCA